This is a messenger RNA of Salvelinus sp. IW2-2015, 5361 nucleotides long. The record is from RefSeq and is a predicted model, not a curated record. NCBI's taxonomy places the organism in Eukaryota, Metazoa, Chordata, Actinopteri, Salmoniformes, Salmonidae.
GGCUGGCUGAUACCGUUAGUCACGUCAGGAAUCUGCAGCGAUAGAGAGAGAGAGAGAGAUGCUGAGGUGACAGGGAGAGAGAAGGAGAAAAGGGACGAUUAAAUCAAACUCAUUAUGUCACUGCUGAAUUCACAUGUCUGUUUGUAAACCUCAGCUGCAGAAUCAACGUUGCAUGCAUAACGCGCCCGCUAUUGAAUUCCACUCAAUGUCUCAACAUUCCAUCAAGACAAACAUAGAGGAUUAUUUGUAACCACACCCGGCUCCUUUCGGAUCAAGGAUUGGAGCGGUCAAGGUCUCUACAGGGACCUGAUGCCCGGCUCAAUCUAAUACGGCUGGUGGUAGUUAGCAGGAGUGGUAGCAGAGGAAGAACCACAGUGAGCAGCAGUCUGGCGGGAUGAGUGCUGCAGCGACGGACCAAGCUGACAUCCUCACUGUGCUUGUCCUGGUCAAGGAACGAUGGAAAGUGACAAAGAAGAUAGGCGGUGGUGGCUUUGGGGAGAUCUACGAGGCGUUGGACCUGCUGACCAGGGUCAGUGUUGCUCUGAAGGUGGAGUCAGCACAGCAGCCUAAACAGGUCCUCAAGAUGGAGGUGGCUGUCCUCAAGAAACUCCAGGGUAAAGAACACGUGUGUCGCUUUGUUGGAUGCGGCCGCAAUGACCGCUUCAACUAUGUGGUGAUGGAGCUUCAGGGGCGUAACCUGGCAGAGCUGAGGCGCAGUAUGACGCGGGGCACGUUUACAGUCAGCACCACCCUGAGACUGGGACGACAGACACUAGAAGCUAUAGAGAGCAUCCACUCUGUUGGCUUCCUGCACAGAGACAUCAAACCGUCCAACUUUGCCAUGGGUCGGUUCCCCAGUACCUGUAGGACCUGCUACAUGCUGGACUUUGGCCUGGCACGCCAGUUCAACUCCUGCCAAGAGGUCCGACCGGAGCAUGUAGGGAAGCUGAAGGACAGCUAUGACCACAGGCUCAUGCUGAAACACUUGCCAGCUGAGUUCACUGUCUUCCUGGAUCACAUCUCUAACCUGGACUACUUCACCAAACCAGACUAUCAGCUGCUGUUGUCAGUGUUUGACAACAGUAUGAAGACCUACAACGUGGUGGAGAAUGACCCGUAUGACUGGGAGAGGACUGGGUCUGAUGGUACUCUGACCAUCAACGCCACAGCCACCACACCACAGCACCACACACGACUCACCCCAGCACACAUGGGCAUGGCCAAUGCAUCCCUGAUCCCUGGGGACCUGGCGAGGGAGAACACAGACGAUGUUCUGCAGGACGAGCAGCUUAGUGACAACGGGGAGAACAACCCUCCUCCAGACCGCCGCCCCGGAUCCCCCAGCAUGCCCCGGGCCAACCAGGAAGCUGACGUCUGGGAGGAGCUGGACCGUAACCGCAUCAGGACCGCUGUGUGGAAGGCAGCAACAGAGGAGGAGCACAGCAACAACCAGGGGGGUCUCCAGAGCCCGUAUGCCAACCUCAGCCUGGGCUCCCCUGUCCGGGUACACUCUGAGAUGGUGGGGGUGUCAGGACAGSAUGGUGGUAGUCCUCUCCUCAGGAAGCUCCGUAACAUCCACAGCUUUGAGCUGGACAGGAGGCUGACCCUGGAGACCAAGCCCAGUCCUGAACGGUUCAUGGAGGCGUGCUCAGGGAAUCAGCAGGAGGGCUGUGGGCAGCAGCAGGAGAAGGGCCUGGCUGUACCCACUGGAGGUCCCACAGGACCAGGGCGUGGUGGCACUGACCGAGUCUGGCACAACGACGAGGAGUUCCUAUCCGGUGGCGGUGCCAGCGGCUCACCCAAACCCGUCUCCCCUCACUCCCACAGGUCACUGGAACAGGGCGAGGGGGCCCCCAGCAGCGGAGGCUUCGUGGCCCUCAACCUGAGCUCCGGCCAGGGGAAGGUGGACUCCAGGGAGUGUGUGAUGAUGGAGAGGCCCAGCGGGUUCCCAGGGACAGGAAUGGGGGAUAGAACUACGACCAGCCCCUCCAAGGAGGAAGAAGAGGAGCUGGAGUUGCUGGAGGUACCCCUGGGGGCAGGAGAGGGGUCCACGGUGAACCCCAGCCCUGGUCAGGUCCAUGGGGACAGGGAUGGGGAUCUCCAGGGGCAACCAGGCGCCAGCAGACAACCCCCCAGGGUGGACAGGCUGGAGCUGAGUGUGGGACCUACGGGAAGCCUGCCCCCCGUCACCCCCUCUAGCCCUGCUGAUGCCCUGGCUGAGGGAGCACUCACACAGCUCCCUACCUCUCCUCCAUCUCUGCCUGAGGAGGUGUUGGCCAGGAUGUCCAGUCCCCUGCUCCUGCGUUCCCCAAGCCCGCACACCCAGACCCUCCUCACCACCCUGUCGGACCCCCUGCACCAGAGGGACCCCCCUGGGAUGAGUCGCAGCUACUCAGCCGACCACCACCACCAGUACCUCCUCCAUCCCACCUCCUCUUCCUCCUACCACGCCUCCCUACCGCCACCUCCUCACCCCGGCCUCGGUUCCGCCCGUAACCAAUCACCCUCCGGGCGCAGGAAACUGCCCGCUAUCCCGGCGGGCGCCGCCAGCAGCAAGUUCCCUUCCGUUAUACGCAUCACACGCGCCCAACUCCAGCAGCUGACAGCUCAGCAGUCCCAGUCUGGCUCAGACUGUGCUCCACAGUGCCUACAACUGGAGAGACGAGGAGAUGCCACAGCUGAGGCCCAGCAGCCCCAGGAUAAUACUGCUACCACUGACAUCUACAUCCUGCCCACCCCUAGCCAGCCUGGCAGCCCCACCAGCCUGGAUGACCUCCUGGCAGAUACCCUGAUCAACGGAGGAGACACCCAGACCUACACCAAAGCCCACAGCCCUGUGCCAAGCCGAGCGUCCUCUCCUCGCUCCCCCCGUUCUCCCCGCUCCCCCCGUUCUCCUCGCUCCCCCCGUUCUCCUCGCUCCCCCCGUUCUCCUCGCUCCCCCCGUUCUCCUCAUUCUCCACUAUACACCCCCCGUUCUCCUCAUUCUCCACGUUCUAAUUCCCCUCACUCCCCCCGUUCUCCUCAUUCUCCACGUUCUAAUUCCCCUCGCUCCCCCCGUUCUCCUCAUUCUCCACAUUCUAAUUCCCCUCGCUCCCCCCACAGCCCACUGUUAGGCCUAGUAAACGGCCAUCUCUCGUCCCCAGCUAACGGCCAGGGAGACGGCAGUGGCAGUGGAGCCUUCCCAGAGCUCAAAGACCCUGAGAGUGACCAACCCCAGCCUGACAGGGGAGAUGGGGUGGAGACCACUGACCAAACCCCAGCUCUGACCACCCCAUCUCCGCCACCCAGCCCCCGUAAGGACCCCUCCCGCAGGCUGAGCCGUAUCCCCGUCCUGCUGGACCUUCUCCCCACCCCUGGCUCUGCCAUGGAGAAGCUGCUCCAGAAGAAAGCCCCCCACCACCAGGGAGGAGGCCACCACCCAGCCCCUUCUCUCUCUAUCUCCCACCGCGGCCCCGCCGUGGCCUCGCUCCCCCACGGGGACCAGCUAUCCUCCGCCUCAGACCGCUCUGAGAAGGCCGAUGAGUCGUUCCUGGGCUCGCGCUCUGACUGCCAGGGGGAUGACGCCCCCUCCCUCUCCUCCUCUUCCAGCCCCCUGUUCCGUAAGAGCAAGAUCCCACGCCCUUUUAACCCUGCUAACCCGGCCCCAGAGCAGGAGAGUGCUGCACAGUACCUUCCACGCCCACCCCCGGGGAGACCACCCAGUCGGCUUGCAGCGGAGGGCAGACUGAAGCGUUAUCGGAUCCGAACGGGCAGCACAAGCAACUCAGACCUCCUGACCUGUCUGUCCCAGCUGAUGCACCAUGGUCAGGGUGGUGGUUCUGCCCGCGGUUCCCCCCACCACGGCCACUCCUCUGCCCAGCUUGUAGGCUCCCGGAUGGGCAUGUGUAGCCUGACCAGCUCCCCCCACCAACAUCACCACCGGAGCUCCAGUGCCUCCCCACGCAGCUGUUCCUCUCUACAGCGCUCUGUCUCCUCCUCCCCCUCUCGCCACGAACACCGCGGGGGAGAGCGAGGCAGAGGGGUUUGUUUCGGUCGCUCCUGUUCUCCUCCCAGCCUCUCUGGGUCCCCCCCUCCUCCCCGGCGCUCCUACCCCCACCACCAGGAGAAAUGCUGCGGCCGCCAGGCCCGCACCGGUUCCCACCACCACCACGCCCUCAAGUGGAAAGCCUGCAGCCGCGAGGAGAGAGAGAGGAAGUGCUCCAGCAAGCUGAGCAGCAGAUAGUGGGUCACUGCUCUGGCCCUGGUCCUAGCCUGACCCAUACAAACCUCUGGGCCCGUUUAUUCAUGUGUCUCAGAGUAGGACUGCUGAUCUAGGAUCAGUUUGGCCUUUUAGGUAAUCCCACCCUCUGUGUCGUUGCCACAGCAGAGGGUGGGAUCAGGAUGUUGAUGCAGACCAAACGAUCCUGCUCUGGAUCAAUGAAGACCCAAGGCUUCUGUCAGAGCAUACUGAACAUAGUGUCCCCCCCUCUCCUCCCCUGUUCUCUCUCUCUCUCGUUCACUUGUAAUCCUUCACACUUUCUUCUCUAAUUCCUACCAUUUGGUCAUUGUUUAGUCACUAUUUCAUAUGCCCACUUUAAUAGUUGAUACCUAAUGCGAAAAGGAUCUCUGUGCAUUAUGCUGUGCUGUAUAAGAUGUUGGUGUUCUUACUUGUGGGGUGUUUCCCCUCAUAUCAUCAGGGAAGUGAACACACUUAGCCCUCAUUCAGAAUACCCUAGGUCAGUCAGUGGAUGAGCACUCAUUUAUUCAUCACUAACCAAUUUAAUAUAGACUCAGUCUAUUCUGUUUCCUCUGUACUGACCUGGGGAGUGCAAGGUAUAGCAGGUCUACAUUUAUGGCCAUGAAGCUCCAGAGAAAUGUACACUAUCUACAGAACCUAUUUAUUUACAUCUUGACACACUUGUCACACCAGGUACACACGAACUGAUGACAUCAUCGAUUGAUGUGUCCUCGCUCUUUCUCUCUCUCUGACUUCAGGUGUACAGUGAGUGUCGUUUAUUUCAAAGGCAUUUAAAGCAAUCAAUUGAUCAAUGAUAGAAGUGAUCAGUCUUUUGAGAAGGAAGUGAUCCUUCCUUUAAUACAAUCAUAUAAAAUGUGUGUGUGCUCACACACGUACUUGUGCCUAAUGUGUUGACUGAUCUGGGGAAUCUAAAUGGCCAACUAAAUGUGUGAUUGAACACUAGUCACUGGGCCAUGAUUCCCUUUGUAUGCCCCUCUUCAGAAUGGAAUCUGACUUUGUGUCCCAAUUCUCUACCCUUCUGCCCUGGACUUCAUAGGAAAUUAAUGGUGUAAGAGAUAUGAUGGCAACCCUCCCUAACCUUGCCCAUGCUUACAACCAUCCAAUUAAUUUAAAUAUAUGGAUGG